ACGCAAGAGCAAGAAGUUGGAAUGUCUCCACAAUGCACUGAACAAGCUAUUCUUGAUGAAGUGGAGAUACUUUCGUGCACAGUACUUGUACGAUUUGAAGCUGACAACUUGAAUAAAAGGAAGAAUCUUUGUAGCAAGAUAAUUGGAGAAAAAAUGAAGGGGAAAGAGGCUGUUGGUACAGAUACCUCAUUACCUGACUCAGUUGUUCAAGGACUGGAAUCAUUGGAGGUAGAAAAUCUUAAGGUCUUGACUGUAACACAAAUAAAGCAAGUUCGUGUUCUUAUUGAUGAUGCUAUUGCCAAAUGUGACCAGGAGAGGGUUGUGUGUGAAGCAAAGAGGAAUGAAAGUUUGAAAGAGAUAGGCAACUUUCUUCAUGAGAGUGUCCCUGUCAGUGAUGAUGAGGACAAAGACAAUGCUGUGGAACGUACAUUUGGUGACUGUACUGCAAAGAAGAAAUACUCUCAUGUUGAUCUAAUUCAUAUGGUUGAUGGUGUGGAUUGUGAUCGAGGAGCUAUUACUGCUGGCAGUCGAGGAUAUUUUUUGAAAGGACCGUUAGUCUUUUUGGAGCUUGCACUCAUGCAGCAUGCUCUGACAUCGCUACACAAGAGGAAAUUUCUUCCUCUUUACACACCAUUUUUCAUGAGGAAAGAAGUCAUGCAGGCAGUAGCACAACUGAGUCAGUUUGAUGAAGAGCUUUACAAGGUUGUUGGUAAAGGAUCCGAAAAGCAAGGUGACACCAGUCUAGAUGAGAAAUACCUGAUUGCCACCAGUGAACAGCCAAUAGCAGCAUAUCAUAAAGAUGAGUGGCUUGAUCCCAGUGUCCUUCCUCUUUGCUAUGCUGGAGUGUCGUCAUGCUUCAGACAAGAGGUUGGAUCUCAUGGAAGAGACACAAGAGGAAUCUUUAGGGUCCACCAGUUUGAGAAGAUUGAACAGUUUUGUAUCACUUCUCCACAUGAUGGCAAGUCAUGGGAGAUGUUUGAUGAAAUGAUACAAAAUUCUGAAGAUUUCUUCCAGUCACUUGGCAUUCCAUAUCGAAUAGUCAAUAUUGUCAGUGGUGCAUUGAAUCAUGCUGCUGCGAAGAAGUUUGAUUUGGAAGCUUGGUUUCCAGCUUCUGGAGCUUUUCGUGAGAUGGUUUCCUGUUCAAAUUGUCUGGAUUAUCAGUCUCGUCGCCUUUUAAUUAGAUAUGGACAGACAAAGAAAAUGAAUCAGCAGACUGAAUAUGUUCACAUGUUGAAUGCAACCAUGUGUGCCACAACUAGAGCCAUUUGUGCAAUUUUGGAAAACUUUCAGACAGAAGAGGGUGUGGUCAUACCAGAAGUGCUACAUCCAUUUCUACCUGAAGAUUUCUGCUUUUUGAAGUUUGUGAAACCAGCACCAAUUGAUGAAUUAGCAGUAAAAGCCAAGAAAAAGAAGGGACAUGAGACUGUAGGCAAUGUGACUGAUAAGAUGAAGGAAGCAAGUAUCGAUGGAAAGCCAAGUCAAUGAUGUAUCAAUUUGAAGUGGGUUUACACCAUUAUGUUGUUGUAAAAGAAAGACAAUUAUAGACUCUUACACUGAAGUAAGAUGAAUGUGAAUGUUUUUUUUUGGAUGGAAUAUGCUGUUUAUGCUGGUGGCAAGGGUUUGA
Corticium candelabrum is the source of this 1624-nucleotide messenger RNA. RefSeq names its product serine--tRNA ligase, cytoplasmic-like. Bases 22 to 1485 code for a protein of 487 amino acids. Gene Ontology annotation, cellular component: cytosol. The transcript is spliced from 9 exons. Lineage: Eukaryota; Metazoa; Porifera; Homoscleromorpha; Homosclerophorida; Plakinidae. Gene Ontology annotation, molecular function: ATP binding; tRNA binding; serine-tRNA ligase activity. The record is from RefSeq and is a predicted model, not a curated record. Gene Ontology annotation, biological process: seryl-tRNA aminoacylation.